GCGGUUUGAAAUUGAUGUCAAAAUAUCAGUUUUUUUAAUGAGAAAUACAGAAUAACUAUAGCUCAGCGCGAAAAAAUGUAUAGAAUGAAAAGUGAAUAAAAAGUCGUCAAAAAUAUACUGUGCAAAUUUCGGACCAGUCCGAGUAGCCUUACUAAUGUAGCAAUUUACCAAAUUUUUGUGUUUUUGGUCUUGGUAAAUCAAAUUUAAUAACAUGGAAGUAAAACAAGAAACUAAUGAGACAACUUGUAAAAUAGAAAUUGAGACAUGUGGUGGUGAUGAUCCUUUCCAUGCUUUCAAAAUUGAAAUUACGGAAGAACCCAAGAGAGAACCUGCAUAUGACACAUUUGAUUAUUUAGACUUUCCUGUUAACACUAAAGUAGAACAAGAUGAAUAUAAAUUUACACCAUUUGAGGAAAAGCAAACAACUGAAGAAAGUCUUUCGUUUGGCCCCCAAAGGCGAUUAAAAAUUCAAAUUAAAACAGGUGGCCUAAAACACGUCGUGACGUCACUCGUUUGUACAUUUACAUUUUUCCAACAAAGUAAACAGAAUUUUAAAGUAGACAUUAUAAACAUCAGUAGAAAAUACAUGUAUUUGACGCUACAAGUGUUUUGAUCGUUUGAACUAUUCAUAGAAAACUGUACUUUUACAAAA
Molecule: messenger RNA, 652 nt
Organism: Diabrotica virgifera virgifera (western corn rootworm)
Lineage: Eukaryota; Metazoa; Arthropoda; Insecta; Coleoptera; Chrysomelidae
Exons: 2
Coding region: 212-613 (133 amino acids)
Source: RefSeq, a predicted model, not a curated record